Molecule: messenger RNA, 720 nt
Organism: Caenorhabditis remanei
Lineage: Eukaryota; Metazoa; Nematoda; Chromadorea; Rhabditida; Rhabditidae
Exons: 3
Coding region: 1-720 (239 amino acids)
Source: RefSeq, a predicted model, not a curated record
AUGUCUUCUCAAUCAAGAGUUGUCAGAAGAAAUUGCGCUUUUUGUGCAAAAGCUGAGAACAGGAAGCAAAUGAUCCCAGUCACGAAAAACAAGGAGCAACUUCUUGUUUGGAAUCAACGACUAGGAGCUGAGUUUCAGGAAAAUUGUGAGAAAACGAUUACUCCGUAUCUGUGUCUCUCACACUUUCCUCGAAAGAAAGCAGAAUUUCCUCGGUCCAAAAUUAGUCCGUACUUGAAUGGAAAACCUCCUAAUUUGGCGAGAGAUGGUUAUUAUGAUACUUCAACUGACUCCUCUAUUUCUUUGUCUUCAUCUAUGUCUUCUAAAUCUCUAGAUUCUUCUUCUGAUUUUGAUGUUGAAUCCGAUAAUGAGAGUGAGAACGAUAUAUGUUCUGAAGAUGAUAAUACCUGUGCCAAUGAGGACAAUGUUUCUUUGUAUCAAAUCUCUAAAGUGAUCUGCGACACUGAACUAUUGAUGCCACACAUUUCUAAAUGUUGGGAAUGUUUGAAAAGUGGAAAACAUUCUUCUGGAGUUGGUUGUUUCUGUAGACGGGGUGCAGCAGUAACUGCUAUAUUCAAAUGCUCUAUUUGUGCUAAUACGUGGAAAUGGAGCUCGUCUGAUAUCGUGGAUAUACCUUCUAAGCCAGGACCGAAGCAAUUUGAAAUCAAUCUUAGUUUAUCGUCAGCCCUUCUAACGUCUGGAAACGCAUUCACAGUAAAUUAG